Molecule: messenger RNA, 5593 nt
Organism: Alligator sinensis (Chinese alligator)
Lineage: Eukaryota; Metazoa; Chordata; Crocodylia; Alligatoridae
Product: Y+L amino acid transporter 2-like
Exons: 10
Coding region: 743-2269 (508 amino acids)
Biological process (GO): amino acid transmembrane transport
Cellular component (GO): membrane
Molecular function (GO): L-amino acid transmembrane transporter activity
Source: RefSeq, a predicted model, not a curated record
AAGUAGUUUAACAAUUGUUAGAAUCGAUAAGGUGGACCAGUGAAAAGUAACAGGAAUAUGAAUAUGAAUACAUAGUAAAGAGGAAGCUGUAUUUUUAAUAACCCGUUUCAUUCUGCCAGCUAGCAUACCAAGUACUCAGGGGAUUAGCCUCUCUCCACCCUCACAGUAAGCAGAAGUUUUUAUCUGGCCCUUCCAUGCCUUUUCUACUAACACAUUGUUUCGGAAAGCUCACUGGGAUCAUUUUCAGUGAAGAAGACAAGAAUAAAUACUAUUACAUUUGUUUUAAAGAUGUUCUUUUUGUCACCUUUGGACAAUAUCCUUGUUUUCCACAACCUGUGAAGCAAGGAAUUCAAAAACAACUUUCGAUCAGCAGAGCAUUCUCAGCAAAAACAGGGCAUCUGAUCUUUACACUGCCUGCCCCUGCAUGCUGAUAACCUGGGUUGUUUGGAGGAAUCGCAUGCCAGAAGUCUUGGAUCCUCUCUCCUGCUGGCUGUUGUUGAUUUUAGUAACAAAAAUAGCAGCUGAAGGCAAGGCUAAACUGAACCUGAGAAAAAGGGGGAGGGGGCAGAGAGCGAGAGAGGUCUGUUUGUAUUUAUAUCCCUUACAAUCUUGUCAACCAGAUGCAUACUUAUAUAGAAGCAGAUGGAAGUUAGAUGGGUCGUGGCUCAGUUCUUUAAUUUAUAGAUGCCUUUACCCUAAAGGAAGGAGUAUAUCGACAGUAUAUUGGUAAUGAUAAGUGAAAAUGACAGGCCGCUGGACUGUAUGCUGCAAUAAAAAGACCAUCUCCAAGAAUGGAAUGCCUGAAAUGGACAAUGUGGCGGAAAACGUGGAAGGAAAAAUGAAGAUGAAGCAAGAAAUUACUUUGCUGAAUGGUGUCUCUUUGAUAGUAGGGAACAUGAUUGGCUCUGGAAUCUUUGUUUCACCCAAAGGUGUUCUAAUGUACAGUGGUUCCUAUGGACUCUCACUAGUCCUUUGGGCUAUUGGUGGGAUCUUUUCAUUGUUUGGAGCUUUAUGUUAUGCUGAAUUGGGAACAUCCAUUGUGAAGUCAGGGGCUAGUUUUGCCUAUAUACUGGAGGCUUUUGGUGCUUUUAUAGCUUUUAUCAGACUAUGGUCUUCCCUGCUAAUUAUUGAACCAACAACACAGGCAGUAAUAGCAAUUACAUUUGCUAAUUACAUCGUUCAACCAGUAUUUCCAUCCUGUGAACCACCAUAUGACGCAGUCAGGUUGAUUGCAGCUGCUUGCAUCUGUUCAAUAACAUUUAUUAACUGUGUCAAUGUGAAAUGGGGAACCAGAGUACAGGAUCUUUUCACAUACGCAAAAAUUCUGGCCCUUAUUGUAAUCAUAGCUGUUGGUCUUUACAAAAUCUCUCAAGGGGAAACGGAAAACCUGAAAACUCCAUUUGAAGGUUCGACAACGGAUGCAGGGUUUAUAGCACUUGGUCUAUAUUCAGCCCUCUUUUCCUACUCUGGAUGGGAUACUCUGAAUUAUGUCACUGAGGAAAUGAAGAAUCCUGAAAGGAACCUACCAAUUUCAAUUGCAAUUUCAAUGCCUAUUGUGGCUAUUAUUUACUUGCUGACUAACAUAGCAUACUAUGUAGUACUGGACAUGGGCACUCUCCUAGCCAGUGAUGCAGUGGCAGUGACAUUUGGUAAUGAAAGCCUUAGUUAUGCUAAGUGGAUAAUUCCUAUUGCAGUGGCCAUGUCAUGUUAUAGUGGAUUGAACUCAUCAGCUAUUGCAGCUUCCAGGCUUUUUUAUGUUGGGGCUCGGGAAGGACACCUUCCUGACAGUUUGAGUUUGAUUCAUGUGAAGUGUUUCACCCCAGUCCCUGCUCUUCUCUUCAAUGGCUUAAUGACUCUGCUUUACCUUCUUGUGGAGGAUGUCUUUCUCCUUAUUAAUUACUACUGCUUCAACUAUUGGCUAUUUGUUGGGCUCUCUAUUGCAGGAUUAAUAUACCUGAGAUACACUCAGCCUGAUAGGCCGAGGCCUAUUAAACUCAGCCUCUUCUUUCCUAUAGUGUAUUGUCUAUGCACCAUUUUCCUGAUCAUGGUUCCUCUCUACAGUGAUACAGUUAAUUCCCUUAUUGGAAUUGGGAUAGCCCUCUCUGGAAUUCCUGUAUAUUAUGUGGGACUUUAUCUCCCACCUGAAAAGAGACCAAGAUUUCUUCGAAGGCUAUCUGCUAUGAUAACAAAGUAUGUUCAGAUGAUAUUCUACUGUUGUCUGACAGACCUGGACAUAGACGUAGACCCUAUAGAAGCAAAAGCCAAAUAAACCUGAGUCGACAUUUCCAUACCUGAAGCAUUUUUGUUGUCUGAAGUCCUUAGUGUGAUUUGGUUACACUAAAGCACCAACAAUUGCACUGUGCAUCAGUUUGAUGUUUGUUAAUUUGUGUUUAUUCUAUUAGCCCUUUCAGUGCCAAGGGUACUUACAAGUCCCUGUUCUACAGGAUUUUUUAACUUUCUGAUUGAUUAGUUUAUCAUAUAGUGCUUUGAUAUUAUAAAGCAGUGUAUGAAUAAACGUUUAGUAUUUUAUAGUAUUAAAUAUUACAUUAAUUAGAAAAGGGUUGCAAAGUCAUCAAAUGCCAGUUAGACUCUUGAGAAAUAAAAUGAUCAAUGGAAAAAAGGUAAAAUCAGAUAUUUACAAUAUUUAUGUUUCAAAACCUGAAGUGGGAGAGAAAGUCACAAUUUAAAUGUAAGAAUUUUAGCCAUUGUUUUACAAGUAGCAAAUCUGUUCUUAGCAAGAAAUGUUAAGUAUUCAGGCAAGCAUUCCAAAGAAUAAAUGCAGUGCUAGAAUAAAAAUAUUCCAAUGCGUAAACCAAUGUAAGCUCCAGGCAAACACAUUCAAUUCAAUUCAAUUCAAAGAAGAAAACAGAGAAGAUACAGUAGAUAUCAAAGUCUGAGUAAUAAAAGUUCUUUGAUAAAGCUUCAUCUGAUGAUAAACAAUCAUUAUCUCUUUGAAGGGGAGGAAUCCAGAUUACAAAGAUUAUCACAUGCUAGUAGUAAUGUAAUUUAUAACAGAUGUUUGAUCUCUUGCAGAACCACCUGCUGUAGCACGAGUUACAGUAAUAAGUCACGUUUAAUAGGAGUAUAUUCAGAGUUAAACCUAUCGUCUUUCCACAACGUGCCUGUUUUCCUGAGAAACAGGAAACCAUAGCCAUAAAAAUCAGUUUGUCUCUUGGCUUUAUUCAUAAGGGGGAAGGGGGGAGGCUUAGGGGUCAUCAGCAUUAUAAACUGCCAGUUAGCUGCCACCUAAUCCUAUAGCCUGUAUAGGUACUUAUGUUUCCAUUGGUAAAAUCUACUGAAUUUCUAUCAUUGGGAAUAAACAGAAUUACCCAAGCCCUAAUGCCAUAGAGCCCUCCUAAGUCUCAAAAGAGUUCAAAAAGUGUUUCCUCCACAUAUCUUACCACUGGGCCCUAAUCCAUUAAGGAUGAGGAGAAAGAGGUGAUAUUCUUCUUUUUAUUCAGUAAUCUAGUGGUCUGAAUAUUCACUUGGAAGAUCUAGAUCCAUAUCCUUCCUCUGGCUGGUUUGGAGUGGGCAACUGAGACCAGAUUUCCCACCUCCCAGGACUGUGUCCUAACCACUGAGCUAUGAGCUAUUCUGAGGUGGUUCCUCCAUGAUCUCAUCUACGAAAGUUGUUCCACUUUGUAUCAAAAUAAUUGAAAAAUCUAUUGGUUCAGGGAGAAAAAGGUACUCCAUAGCCUGGUGUUUAGGGCACAUUCCUUAGAGGAAGGGGACCAAGAUUACAAAGGAUCCUACCUGAGGUACCUAACUCCAGGAGAGGCUCAUGGCUAUGAAACCCAAGGGGACAUGGGCCUCUCUUUCUGGCCAUUAGUUAAGUGCCUACAUUUCUUGAGGGUCUUAGGCCCAUACCUCAAUGUGUUUCCUACUGACUCCCAUAGGCAAUUCCCUACUCAAUGUGCUGGCUGCUCAGCCCUUCUUAGAUGCCGAACUCUCCCCAUGCAAUGCAUAGGAAAGCCUUGGUGCUUACCUGGGGAUUGUGGAUUCCACCUAGUGGCAGGGUACCUAGAAUGUAGUAUUGGAAUGCUGAACCUGCAAAGUCUGAGCCCCUUGUGAAUCUAGCCCCAACCUGCUAUCUCCUAAAAAUUAAAGAGACAGGAAUGGUCUUGCAAGAAAUAUCUGCAAAUGAAGUGACAGAGGUGCCCCCCGCUUGUCCUACAAUAUUUAUUUGGACUUUGAUACACUUUGUCAUCCUGUGGAAUAUGUUAUCCUUAUAUUACAGUAUCAUUGAAGAAAAUAUCAUAUUUUCUCUGUAGUUUCAAUUUCAGUGCCCUCAUCAAUAUCUCCUAUUUCUGUUCCUUAUACCAGUCACUUUAGCCUCUAGCAUUAUCAGCCUUCAUUCAAGCCUGUCUGGAGGGAUUUGCAGGGAAGAGGGAAAAUGAGAACUGAUGGCUUGUGCUAGUGCUAGUCAACCUUCCUUGAUUCAGUGCACUUCCUGAAAAGCUUUGGCUGGCAGGACUCCUGUAGCACCUUAAAGGUAGAAGUGCCAUCUUUUCUUUGCUGUGUCUGGUUCCUUUCCAUGUUGCUUCUCAGUGGGCACACGGGUAGGACAGUUAAUUCACUCAGUUUAGAUAUGCUGGAAAACAUUAGAAGUGUCUAGUGCACUUUCUAGCAGCCCCAGAAUUAAAACCUCCACAUCUCUACAUUUACUUAAAUAUCAACAUUAUAGAAGUUAGAGAAGAAGCCUUGAUGUAUCAUUUGCUGCAUCCAGCCCAAAGUGCCCCAGCAUCUCCAGAUACUUUGAAUGGGACUCAACCAGUCUGGAAUUUGUGCUGUUCAGCCUCUCUGCUAUUGCACAGCAGGACUGUGUUUUAGCUUCUAACUCUACCUAUUACAGCUCACCUGUAAACUACAGAUAUCACAGCCCGCACUCUGUUUCAACAUGAAGCAUAAAUUUAAUAAUAAUAAUUAAUUGGCACAAUUUUAAACAUGAGAGAGCCUGUCUAUACAGAUACUAAGUUAUAUUUAAUGUCAAGCUGUCUGUCAUGCAGAGCUAAUGACACUAGUGUCCUGUAGCCUGUACUGGUUACCUGUAAACUUCCUUUAAAGCUUCUUCCUUUGGAAAAAGAAAUUACAGGAAUUACUAAAUGGUCUGAGACCAGGAUUUCUGAAGCAACACCUCAGCAGCGGUCCACGUUGGUGGCAAAGACGAAGGUCACAUGUCAAGACAAGUCUGCAGGUUCUUAAGCUACAAAACUUAUUUCCCUCAUGUUGUCUGACAAGGGACUGUAUAAAGCUUCAGGGCAUGCUAAAAAAAACCCAACAGCACACAACCAACAAGACACCUAAUGCUUUCUUUCAUUUCAUUUCAUUUCAUUUCCUCAUUUUUUUUUUUUUUUUUUUUUUUUUUUUUUUCCCUUUUUUUUUUUUUUUUUUUUUUUUUUUUUUUUUUGCUGAGAGAGAGAGAUUAAGGGUAUGUAAGCUGAGAGUGGGCAAUGUUAUUGUAAUAUUGUUUGAAUGAUCCAAUUUCUAUUUUCUUAACAUGUAUUUUGUAGAGGUUAUUCCUUGUAAUUUGUAUAUUUUAAUUACUGUAAAGUACCUACAGCUUAAAAAAUCUAAAUAAAUUUCUUGUCUUUGA